Molecule: messenger RNA, 1962 nt
Organism: Oryza brachyantha (malo sina)
Lineage: Eukaryota; Viridiplantae; Streptophyta; Magnoliopsida; Poales; Poaceae
Exons: 8
Coding region: 28-1347 (439 amino acids)
Cellular component (GO): cytoplasm
Molecular function (GO): oxidoreductase activity
Source: RefSeq, a predicted model, not a curated record
GACGAGUCGGUGAAGAGUGAAGACGCCAUGCUUCCGCCGCCGCCGCCGCCGCCGCCUUCGCUUCCACCCCGCGUCCUCCCCAACCUUGUAUCGUGCUCCAGGAGGGCCAUCACAUCGGCCUUCUCCGCGGCCUACUCGACAGCGGCGGCGGGAGGCGGCGGCCGCCCCAUCCGGUACGCGGUCCUCGGCGCCGGGUUCGCGGGGCUCUCCGUCGCCUGGCACCUCCUCAAGCAUAGCUCCAAGGAUUCCCGCGUGCGCGUGGACAUCUACGACGAGAACGGCGUCGGGGGAGGCGCCUCGGGCGUUUCCGGAGGGCUUCUCCACCCGUACUCACCUAAAGUGAAGCUUCUAUGGAGGGGUGGUGAAUUCUGGAAGGAGUGCAUGGAUCUGCUUCGCUGCGCGGAACAAGCGAAUGGAUCAGAUGGAGCUAGCGAAGAUGAGACCCUUAUCUGGAGAAGGGGAAUUAUACGGCCGCCUACAAGCGAGAAAACCGCUGACAUAUUGCUGGAGAAUGCUCAGAGUUGCCUCCAGAGUUGCAGCCUUGAAGUUCUUGAUUCGGAUGAGGCACAAUGUCUGGUCCCUGGGUUACGUGUUCCGUUAAACUUUGCGGUUUACAUGCCAUUAGCUUUGAACAUCAAUCCUAAGAAAUAUUUACAGGCUUUGUUCACUGCAUGCCAAAAUUUUUCUGAUGAAGUAUCACUAUCAUCCAGUAAAUGGAAAGAGUGCAAACUUUACAAGGAACACAUCAAUGAUCUACAACAGUUGUCAGGUGAUUAUGAUUCAGUAAUUAUCUGCCUCGGGGGCAAAGCUAGCUCACUUCCAGAACUCACAAAUAAGCUACCUCUUAGAACCUGCAGAGGUGUUAUUGCUGGAUUCAAGUUGCCAUCGGAUACAGUAGAAAUAUAUGGCAGUCAAAGCCCUUCAAUCUUAUCUGAUGCUUGGCUGGCAUUUCAAGGUCCUCGUACCGUUUCCAUUGGGUCGACUUGGCAAUGGAAGUCAGAAAACUAUUCUACAGCUGUAUCUAAUGAUGAAGCUCUUACUGCAAUGGAAGAGCUGCUCCCAAAAGCUUCUGCUGUUUAUCCAGGAAUUACUAAAUGGAAAUUUGUACAGGCAAGGGCUGGGAUAAGAGCAAUGCCUCCAUUGACAGCCAAUGGAUCGUUGCCGCUAUUGGGUUGUUUGAAUAAUGUGGUAGGUAAGAGGAGCAACUGUAAUUUUUGGCUAGUUGGUGGGCUUGGUGCGAGGGGUCUUCUAUACCAUGGAUUGGCUGGAAAGCUUACUGCCAAGGCUGCGAUUUCCUGCGAUGAAAGCCUAAUACCUUCUGAAUUCACUUGCUGGAAAAAACCUUAGAACUUGAAAUGAGUGAAGGAACAUGGAGGAUGGGGGGAGUUGAUCACCAUGCAUCAUUCAGUGCUAACUUGGUCCUGUUUCGUGCAAUGCCUACAUAAAGGAGUGCCGCUGCAUAUCGAAAUAUGAAGCUAAUGUGAGGUCAAACAGUCAAUCCGCAUGGCAUGAACUAAAAUAGGCAACAAGGAUUUCAUUGGAGUUGAUGUGACUGGCUGCCUGCCUUUAGAUGUUCCAGUGAGCAUGUUUAAAGUCUGGAUAUUUUCAGAGGUCAUCUCACAAUUUUCAGCUUGGUUAAGCAGCUUAUGUCAUUCCAGGAAACGUUGUUCAGCCUACUAAACUUCUCCCUAGAUCUCAGCACGAUAUUUGAGUACCAUCAGAAUGCUGACAAUUUUUGUGUUCCUUAUUAUUGUUUUGUACUCUUAGAAAGUAUUUGAAGCAUCUCUCCUGUAAACUUUAGGGCCACGAAAGCAUCUCUUCUGUAAACUUUAGGGACAUGAGGUCGUGAGUUUUGUUUGCAUGGACAGAUUGUUCAUGUCACAAGCUCCACUUGUUUUGAAUAAAUCUCCUGUUUCAGUUGAUCAAGAGCUGCAAAUUUUCAAUUUAUUGUAGCCAUUUUCC